Molecule: messenger RNA, 1127 nt
Organism: Misgurnus anguillicaudatus (oriental weatherfish)
Lineage: Eukaryota; Metazoa; Chordata; Actinopteri; Cypriniformes; Cobitidae
Gene: spata22
Product: spermatogenesis associated 22
Biological process (GO): meiotic DNA repair synthesis; gamete generation; homologous chromosome pairing at meiosis
Source: RefSeq, a predicted model, not a curated record
AUGCUUUAUUUUUGGUUUAGUUGAGAGUGGACAGUGGGACCAGCAAAUCCCUUUUACAUCACACCAAGCCAACAUGAGACCUGUUGCUUCACCUGCUAUGGCGGGACAUGGAUAUGCACCAUUACCUCAUCCAAAAAAACCUACAUAUGCAUGGUCACAGACAUGGCAACAAAGACCCCCAAUGAACCAUAACUCUGUGCCAACAGCUGGAUAUCAGGUUCAGGGUGGUUUUCCAAGCAGCAGCUCCACCUCAAUGGGCCAGCCCAGGUGGUCCGGUGGCUUCCAGAACCAGGUUACCAGGCCAGCGAUGCCUUACCGUCCCCAGCAGUGUAACCCUGCAGUAAUAAACACUGAGAGCCCACAGAGCAGAAGGUGGAACUUCAGAUCUUCUGGACAAUCAAGCAGUGGAAUGAUGGCAACAGCGAAGAAGGACACCUCACAUGGCCAAAACACCUCUCUGCAGCAGAAGCCCCAACACGAGACAUCACUGCGUGUCAUCACUGCUGUCAUCAAAGGGAUGAAGCACUGGAGCCAAUACAAAGACAAAGUACCAAUGCUGUUUGAGAUUUUUGCUAAACUCGACUCUGCCGUCACAAUAGGAGAUCACGGAGCAAAGAAAUUCCUCAUAAGGGAUGACAAAGAUACAGUACAGUGUCUCUACUUUGAAAAUGAUCAGCCACUUGCCACACUGACCCGGGGUCAGGCGUAUCGCUGCGUUGGAAACUACAACAGGCAGAAGGACACAAUGACCUGUGUGUCAGUGCGGGCUGCAUCACCAUCAGAGCAAAGGAGUUCACAGGAGGCUGUAGAAGCAUCAGAUGCAGAGAUGAGGAAAGUGGUACUGGCUCUCAAUGAAAUUUGAAAUAUUAAAUUAGCACAACGGUUACUAAAGUUAACAUUGAGUUGUCUUAGUUGAAUGUUAAGCAGUGUUAACUUUAUUAUUAUUAUUAACUGGAGUAAUUGAAUAUAAACUGUAUGCAGUUUAGAGAUAUAAUUAAUGUGCAUAUAAAAUAUUGUUAUGAUUUAAGUCCAGUUUAUUCAGUUCAUUUACUUGCAUUUACAUCAUUAAUUGUUGUAUUAAAAGAUUUAAUUCAGUUUAUUAAAACCUUUUAAUUCAAAAGACGAAA